GUUUAGAGUGAAAGUAAAAAGCUACAUGACUAAUGACUACAGCAUUUGGCUUUCGGCGUUGACUGACAAUGACUGUUAAAAAUCAGUCCUUUCACUUUCCUUCCAUUACUGCAAUUCCUUAGGGUUUAUAUCAGUUGCCUUUGGGAUCGCUUCUUCAAUGUCUAAUCCGUGACCUUUGGGAGCGCCCGCAACGCAAAGACGCUAGUCCUGACGUCACUUCCGGAAAUGUAGUACUUGCUCUUUCGCCUUUUGCUUCACCGGCUUUCGAAUAUUCCCUAACAAAGAAUUGUGAAAAUGCCGAUGUAGCUUCAACCAAAGUAUCUAAGGUUUUAUCAUGUAUAACUUAAGGUUGAUGUAGUGAUUAUACAAAAAAAUCGCACAACGAGAGAGGAGAGAGGUUUCAGCGGAGUUACCAAUAAGCGGCUCACGAAAGAACGUCAGACAAGUAUGGCGGAGAUUCAGCCGUAUUCUGAACAAGAGCUUGAGGCUAUAAAAGCAUUUCUAACUGAAGUGAAUAACGAGCGAUCUGAGUUUGGUCUUAGCCCUGUUGGAACUACCACCGCCGUCAAGUUUCUUACUGCUCGAAAAUUUGACAUCGAUCGAGCUCUACUACUCUAUAAGAGUUAUUUGGAAAAGUGUAGAGUAUACUGCAUCAAUGACAUGUCCCCAUAUGAAGAUCCCCUGCGCCAGGAACUGCUUUCUGGCAAGUUUACCAUACUGGAUGCUAGAGAUCCUAGUGGUGCUGCCAUAGCUAUGAUCACGGCCAGAAUGCAUCAACCAGAGGUCACUAGUCAUAGUGCAGUCAUCACAGGAAUGGUGUUUCAGUUGGACCAAGCCAUCAAAAGUCCACUUACUCAGCGAAGUGGUUUGGUUUUACUCUAUGACAUGUCAAACUCAUCCUACAAGAACUUUGAUUUUGACCUGAGCCAAAAGAUUUUAGAAUUAUUAAAGGGUGGCUAUCCUGCAAGGCUGAAAAGCGUAUUCAUAAUAUCGCCUCCUCUGUGGUUCAAGGCCGUCCUUUUAAUUCUCUCCAGUUUCCUUCGUGAAAAAAUCAGAGAGAGAAUCGAGAUUCUGAGCAUUGAACAAUUACAAGACCGUCUACCAAUAGGCACCAUUCCCAAGUCUCUUGGCGGCAAGCUGAAUGUGGAUCAUUUCUCGUGGUUAAAUCAGUGUAUGGCAGCUUAUUCCGAAAAAGUGGGAGCCAAUGAGGAGCCGCCGCCGCCGCCGCCGCCGCCUCGGGCAACGACACAAACUUCGUCGACCAAUCAAACACCGUCUCAAACCGAGGUUUUACCACAGGGAUCCCGAGCAGUGGUAGCGGAAGAUUAUCCGAAGUUUGGUGAGCCGGCAAUGCGUAUCAUGGAGUUUCUUGCACACGUGAAGGGCCUGGGCAGGAGGGGCAUCCGAAGGCAGUACCUGGAGCUACGUAACAUGCCCGUAGAAGGGACGUUCCUCCGAACAAAACUUCGUGCGAAUCUUCGGAAAAACCGCUAUACCGACGUGCUUUGCGUGGAGGAGACACGAGUGCCUCUGAGCCCUGUUGACGAGGACGACUGCUCGGAUUACAUCCAUGCUAACUUUACUGAUGGCUACCGUCAACACAAAGCAUUCAUCGCCACACAGGGACCCCUUCCCAACACCACCUCGGAUUUCUGGCGGAUGGUGUGGGAGCAGGGUGCUAUGGUGAUUGUCAUGAUAACCAGGUGCAUGGAGCGUGGGCGCGUCAAGUGUCGGCGGUAUUGGCCCGAAGACGGGGAUUGCGAUGACCACGUGGAUCUCCGUGUGCAACACGUGGAGACACAAGAGUACGAGGACCACGUGGAAAGGAUCUUCACCAUCGACCACGUACAGACUGGUCAAAGUCGGACCAUCAUACACUUCCAGAUGACGUCAUGGCCUGACUUUGGUGUUCCUUCAUCAGCUGAAUCAUGUCUCCACAUACUAGGCCUUGUUCGUCAGGCCCAGGCUUCCGCGGUCCUGGCAAUGGGGCCAUCCUGGAAAGGGCAUCCCUCGGGCCCUCCAAUAGUGGUCCAUUGUUCUGCAGGUAUCGGGCGCACCGGGACAUUUUGUACCCUUGACAUCAACGUUUCUAGGUUACAACACGAAGGUGUAUGCGAGAUCGUAAACACUGUUAAGUACUUGCGUACGCAACGCGCCCACAUGAUCCAGACCCCGGAGCAGUACGAGUUCUGCCAUCUGGCAGUGCUCGAAUUCGCGCUGUCUCUGCCUUCUAUUAACGGGGAAGACAAGCAAAGGAUUAAAGAAUUUCUCCACGCGUGGCGUAGCACCAGGGAUGAUGAUAGCGAAAGCGAUUAGCUGAAUCCUGGCAAGCCAUAAAGCACCAACGCCAGGACCCUGCUAUCCAUCGACUGUGAUUCUAUGCUGUGAUUGGUCCGUCCACAACAAUAGCGUGCUGUUACCACAGGAUGCCCAUUGCAGAUUUUGGACAUGUGAAUCCAUGCUAAUGAUUAUCUUUUAAAUAUUUAAUUUUUUUUUAAUUAUAAGGAAAUGACCAUUAGGGGCGUUGACGUGCCCCCCAAUAUUUCCUUACUGUUUCUGUAUAGUGCCCCCCCCCAAUAUUUCUUACUGUUUCUGUAUCGUGCCCCCCCCAAUAUUUCGACGCCUGCUACUGCACUUCGAAUUCAUGCAAAUGGUUAUCUUUUAUGGUCUAAAUCUUCAAAUAAACUGAGCUACGAUGUAAAUUACAUCGUAGCUUUUAUUCGCUAGAAGCUCGUCGAGCUAGAGCGAUGUUUGUCUUUCAUUUCUGUGUCGACACUAAGUCUUGUGACAAGCAUUCCUGAAACCUGUUUUUAACACCGUGAAAAACCUACAUCGCGCUUUAUAAUAAUCUUGUUUUAAAUACUGUCGUUUAACUAACCUUAUUUGGAAGUCCGCUAAAAUAUUUUUUUUCGCUUUUUUGUCGCCCUAGAACUGUGUAAGUCGAAAAUUUUCACGCAAACUUGCAGAGAUUCGUGUUUACUGCGAUUUUAAAGGCCGCCAUUGAAAUAAGGGCCAGGCCCUAGCCUUUCUUAGAAGAUCACAGGAUCCCCGCGCGCUCGCCCCAGGCCCUUUUAGACCAUUGAUUGAUAUGAAAAUUGUAGUGUAGAGCCUCGACAAUCCUCAGGUAAAAGCUGUUGGUUAUGAAGCAUUUUCCUUCAUCUAAAACCAACUAGGUGAAGAAGAAUAAGUCAGAAAACCCCCCUCUCCACUGUCUUUGGGGUUGUUGGAUCAAUUAUGUAACGCUUUAUGGAUAUUUAGGCUCAUGAAAAAAACGCGCUUUCAUGUAAAAAUACAGGUGCUUAUCGAACCCUCAUUUCCGUGAGAGAUCCGUGAUUUCCCGAUUUUCCACGGAGCAAAUUUGGGUUUAAUCACGCAACAC
Molecule: messenger RNA, 3379 nt
Organism: Nematostella vectensis (starlet sea anemone)
Lineage: Eukaryota; Metazoa; Cnidaria; Anthozoa; Actiniaria; Edwardsiidae
Product: tyrosine-protein phosphatase non-receptor type 9
Exons: 11
Coding region: 448-2316 (622 amino acids)
Biological process (GO): protein dephosphorylation
Molecular function (GO): protein tyrosine phosphatase activity
Source: RefSeq, a predicted model, not a curated record